This is a messenger RNA of Penicillium brasilianum, 1341 nucleotides long. The record is from the annotation of a GenBank genome assembly. NCBI's taxonomy places the organism in Eukaryota, Fungi, Ascomycota, Eurotiomycetes, Eurotiales, Aspergillaceae.
AUGGUCUUGCAACUGCAUAUAUGGGGGCCGGCCUUUACUUUGCCGUCAAUUGAUGCGCAAUGCCUCGCAGCUAUUGCUUACUGCUCAUUAGCCCUCCCCAAGGGCUCUUGGGAGCUGGUGGCGACUAGUGACCCUUCGGUGUCUCCUACUGGUGAGCUGCCCGCAUUGCAAGAUGGCUCGACAUGGGUGAGCCGCUUCCGCAACAUCGUGGAUUACCUGCGCCAAUACUCGAACGGGGAAUGGGAUCUGGACCGCGAGCUUGACGAAACAGCUCGUGCGGAUAGUAUCGCCUUCUCUUCCUUCGUCGAAUCCCGCGGUCAAGUCCUUAUCGAUCUCUCCCUGUACGUGAGCAGCCAGAACUACUAUGGCAACACAUCACCCGCGUACGGAAACCUUCUUCAAUGGCCGAACCAAUGGAUCCUCCCGCCGAAGCUGCACGGCGCUGCCAAAGCCCGCACCGAACACCUGGGUCUCUCGUCGCUGGACCUACAAGCGAUGGAAGAGCAGCGCCAACGUGAACACUCAGCCGCAGUCGCAGCUGGCCGAGUCCCCAAGGCCCUGAUCGCACGCCCACGCGACACGGUUUCGAAAUUGCUUGGCCGGACGGCGCAGCAGAAUCAUUUCCGCUUGGAGGCGCUGACGGGCGAGUUCUUCGAGCCGCUGGAGGCCAUGCUAGGCAAGAAGGCAUACCUUCUGGCCAAAAAUGAGGACGACGCUCUAUCUAGUCUGGACUGCAUUGCACUGGGAUACCUUUCGCUGGCGCUGGUACCCGAGCUUACCUUCCCAUGGCUGCGAGAUGCUAUGCGGACUAAGAGUCCACAGCUUGCGGCUUAUACAGAACGAGUGCGGCGACGAUGUUUCGGACAGGCACCCGUGGAGGUUGCCCAUGCAUUUUCGCCGCAGUCUACGCCUUCGUCAUCGCUGCCAUGGCGGACUCCGAGCCGUAUCUCCGUUGCGGCUGUCAGUAGCACUCUCCUCGAUACGCUGGCUGAUUCCACCCCACUCCUCCGCAAUCUGCGCAAUUACAACGGAUUGAAGGCGGGUGCUCAGUCCCCAGACGCAGAUCUGUCGGGCCUUGAGCGGGCUGUUGUGUCUCAGGCCGCCGACGCCGGUAAAAAUGACCUCUACGCAUCCGUCGCGGCUGUCGUGGGCGGAGUUGCCUUGUUGGUGGGUUACAUGUUCCACAUUGGCAUGAUCACUCCCUUGGUAAGUGGCCAACAAGAUCACGAGGAGGAGCAAGAAGAGGACGAAGGCACCGAAGGUAUCGUCGAUGCAGGUUCCGCGACCGACUUCCUCAAUAUGGGCAAUAUUGGCGAUUUGGGAAUUGGCUCAUCAUCAUAG